AUGGCGGAUUACGGCGCUGAAGCCUGGCAGUUGAGGAGAGCUAAACUCUGCGUGGCUCUGGCCGUGAUAAAGAGCAGGCCUGCGGGGACGAGCGGCCGGCAACACGCCCAAGAUAUAGCGGAUAAACUCAAACAGCGGGAGGAGAACUGGAGGAGUAGAGCAGAAGAGCUUAAAGGGGAGGUUUUAGCUCUGCAACAGGAGCUGAUGCUCGGCAAACUGCUGCACAGGCAGAGACGCGGCGCGGAGACAGGGAGAGGUGAAGAUGUGCUAAAGCUCCUCUCCCAGGAUCUCCCAGAAGCCCAGCUUUCGGGAAACGACUCCGGUUGCGACACCCAGACCCUUUCCUUGACGCCUGACCCCGCCGACACUCCCGUCUCCUCCACACUCCCUACAUCCACCCGGCCAUGUCAGUCAUCAUUCCUCAGAGAUACCCGAGAAUGUGUACUCUCUAAACACAUGCAGUUUCUGCACAACCUAAGUGCAUUACGUGGGUCAGGGAGAAAUAAACACAUCGACAGUGAGGACGCGGUUAUAGAAGACACAGCUCUUAACAUGAUGGAAUCUGUAGUGGAGGCGCACCGAGAGGCCGGAGGAGGAAGAUUAGGAGACGUUUCUCAGCUGGAUCGCUUCGUCCAGGCUUCACGCUUGGCCGCGCAGGCCCUGGAGAGGGUAGUCGGCAAGCAGAAAGUUUUGGAAAGAGCAGAAGAGCUGCUGGAGGAGCUGCUCGAGCUGCUGCUCAGCAGUAGUCAGCUUAAUAAGUUUGCGGUGCAGGGCAAUCUUUCGGAGUGUCUGAUCUGUCUAGGAGGCGCCAGCGCGCUCAGAUCUCUACUAGUUCAACUCGUGCUUUCCCGCAUCGUCUGCUUAGCUGAGGAUCUCUGGAACGCCUGUCAGAAAGUGCCCGAGGGACAGCAGCCGCAGCACAUAGACUGGGUCAGGUACGAGAACUCCUUUUACCUUUUUUGGACCCUAGAGCAGCUGAUUCGAACUAGGUCGGGUACAUCAGGGACUGAGCAGCACCACCUUCAAGCCCAGUUGGAAAAACACAUCCUCCCUCUUUCAGAUGAGUUUCCGCUGUUCGCUCUUUACAUGUGGAGAAUUCAGGGUCUACUUAAGCCUGCUUGCACCCAAAGGACCUAAACUUCAAGGCUUGUUUUCCUGGUGUGGUGUGUUUUACUCUGUUUCAUUAGUUUUCCCUUUCCUCUAUCCCUCUGGAAAUCGAAUGUUGUUUUAUUUAAACAUGUGCAAUUUAUGUGCAAAGUAGAAAUAUGUUGACAUUCUGCACAGUUAAUAGCCAGGUCUUUGGACUAAACCUAAAAAAG
Molecule: messenger RNA, 1319 nt
Organism: Clarias gariepinus (North African catfish)
Lineage: Eukaryota; Metazoa; Chordata; Actinopteri; Siluriformes; Clariidae
Gene: mei4
Product: meiosis-specific, MEI4 homolog (S. cerevisiae)
Exons: 5
Coding region: 1-1137 (378 amino acids)
Biological process (GO): DNA recombination; spermatogenesis; oogenesis
Cellular component (GO): lateral element
Source: RefSeq, a predicted model, not a curated record